CUCCGAAACAAACGAGCUUUAAACUCCUUGUCAACUUGCAGUAUGCAAAGUCAAUUGAAGUUGCUUCGUCAAAUGACUGUGUCUGGCACCUUCAACACCCUCAAAUCCUCCAAUCUCAUCUCCUGGAAAUCUACAGGUAGGCUUCAACAAACCAUAGCUGGAUGCAUAGAGAAGAGUGGCAAGACUUUGCACUCGGGUGAGGUUUCAAAGGUGAAAAUAUUUCCGGGGUUUGCUGGUGAAGGUAGGUACUUCAAAUUUCAAUCAAAAUCGGUGCCUGCAUCCAUUGAUUUCGCCAAAGUAUCACCCUUGUGUACCACACUUUGUAAGGACGGAGUUAGAGUCCGGACUGUUGAGCAUCUGCUGUCUGCUUUGGAGGCUAAGGGUGUUGAUAAUUGCAAGAUUGAGAUCGAAAAUCAGGAUUGUGACAGUCGAGAGGUUGAGGUACCUAUUCUUGAUGGGUCAGCAUGUGCAUGGUUGGAGGCAAUAGAAAAAGUUGGGGUAAAGGAGGCCUUGGAUCAGCAUGGAAACAAUGGCGAAAAAGUUGCUCCAUAUUUGAAUGAACCAGUGCAUGUAUGGAGGAAUGAUUCUUUUAUAGCCGCUUUCCCUUCCCCAAAGGUUCGCAUCACUUGUGGAGUCCACUUUCUUGAUCAGAGAAAGAAUUAACCACAGGUGACACUAUUUG
Molecule: messenger RNA, 682 nt
Organism: Mangifera indica (mango)
Lineage: Eukaryota; Viridiplantae; Streptophyta; Magnoliopsida; Sapindales; Anacardiaceae
Product: probable UDP-3-O-acyl-N-acetylglucosamine deacetylase 1, mitochondrial
Exons: 3
Coding region: 43-663 (206 amino acids)
Biological process (GO): lipid A biosynthetic process
Source: RefSeq, a predicted model, not a curated record